UCAAAGCUUCAACGUUUCGUUAAAACUACAGUCAAAAACGAACAAACCAUCAAGAUGCCUUGCAAGGGAUGCGGAAACAACUGCCAGUGCUCAGCCGGAAAGUGCGGAGGCAACUGCGCCGGAAACAGCCAAUGCCAAUGUGCCGCCAAGACUGGAGCCAAGUGUUGCCAGGCCAAGUGAUUGGUGUCCACAAAUAGCCCUUAUUGAAUAGUACUUACAAAUCUCCGACUGAUGCUUAAUAAAAACCAUUAUAUGUUAUAGUUAA
Molecule: messenger RNA, 265 nt
Organism: Drosophila ficusphila
Lineage: Eukaryota; Metazoa; Arthropoda; Insecta; Diptera; Drosophilidae
Product: metallothionein-2
Exons: 2
Coding region: 55-180 (41 amino acids)
Molecular function (GO): metal ion binding
Source: RefSeq, a predicted model, not a curated record